AAAACAUUUAGUCAGUAGUGUCGGUGAGGACUAUCUAAAGAGGACAGUCGUAUAGUUUUUGUUUGUUGUUGAAAAUAAUAAAUUAUUUUUAUACUAAGUUAUCAUUUGUAAUAAUAAUACAAAACAAUUAGUUUAACCAAAAAAAAAAAAAUAAAUCAUGUCAUCAACACUUGAACAACGAAAACAACGGUUACUCCGAUUCAAGGGUGCGAUGGCUGCUGUCAUAACACCCUUUGAUCGGAAAGGUGAAUUAGACGUCUCGCAGAUCGACCAAUACGUUAAGUUUUUGGUGGACAACAAAGUGGACGGCGUCUACAUUAUCGGCACUACCGGCGAAGGCUAUAACCUGACAAACGAUGAACGCCUGACAGUAGCCAAAGCCUGGCGCCGGGCGCUGGACAGCCAAAAGGCCGACCUGUUGGCAGUGGUCAACGUUAGCUCCUAUUGCGCUAAAGAGGCCCAAUUGUUGGCCAAACAAGUCGAUAGUCUAGGUUUUGAUGCCAUUGCCGUAUUGCCGGCCAAUUACUAUCGGCCGGCAAACAUCCAGGAAUGGGUAGACUAUCUGAAACUGUUUUGCAGAUCGGCGCCCAAUACACCGUUACUCUACUAUCAUAUACCGUCGAUGAUCGGCGAGUUUAAUUUUGAUAUCGUCGACGCUAUCGGUGAAGGUAUCAAACAGAUACCACAGUUGGCAGCAAUGAAGUUUACGGACAACAAUGUCGUACGGUUUACACUCAUCCAGAAGCGGUACAGCCAUUGCUUCAAAGUAUUGAUCGGUUUCGAUGAGAUGCUAUUGACGGCACUGACAUCAUUGGCCUGCGAUGCCGGUAUCUGUGCGCUAUUCAACUUACCGGAAGUAGUUGAUGCCUACAAAAAACUUGUCGCACACGUUGACCGAUCAGAUCUGGACAGUGCCCGACGGGAACAGUCGGCAAUUGUCGAUGAAUGUGUCAAACAUAAGACUAGUGGCAACUUUUUCCUGUCGAUUAAGCAAACGUUUAACUCGAUUGUCAAACCCCUGGGCCUUGAUUUUGGUUAUCCUCGACCACCCAUUUCCUAUCAUUACAAUUGGUUAUAAAAUUUAAAUAAAUAAUGUUUUUUGAAUGAUUUCAAAAAAUG
Molecule: messenger RNA, 1119 nt
Organism: Oppia nitens
Lineage: Eukaryota; Metazoa; Arthropoda; Arachnida; Sarcoptiformes; Oppiidae
Product: N-acetylneuraminate lyase B-like
Exons: 5
Coding region: 158-1078 (306 amino acids)
Biological process (GO): N-acetylneuraminate catabolic process
Molecular function (GO): 4-hydroxy-tetrahydrodipicolinate synthase activity; N-acetylneuraminate lyase activity
Source: RefSeq, a predicted model, not a curated record